GUAGUUCACGGUAUUGAGGGUGUGACAGUCAGUAAACGGUGUUGGAUGUGGGUUUUGAGUCUCCCUGCAACGUACAAUACUACACUUGUCAACCAGAACAGUAAGGAGAAGCAAGACAUGACACGAUUGAUGAUUGAUGUCAACUGCUUUUGAACAAACCUGCAACAAUUUGGACAUCAGCACUUCAGUGAUCAACGUGCUAAUGAUCAUAGGAAGAGCAGUGUGGCCAAUAAAGGAAUGGCAAUAACAAAGAAUGGGCUGAGUGUCCUUGUUCUCCUGGUGACAUGCUCUGUUUUGGAAACACGGGAAUUCCUUGAGAUUUCCAGCCUUUUUUCACAGGCAUUCAACACAGAGUACAACCCACAUCUGUCACAUGUUAGGGAAAAAAGAGCAGUAUUAUCCAAUCGAUGGAACUACAUAAUUGAAGUUGAAGUGAACGUGUCAGACAUCAAAACAAUAGAGCAAAUGAAGUCAGCUGUGAAUUCAACAAGUCUUCCCCUCACUAUCAACAACUCCACUGAAAUCUCUGACGUACACAUCACUACUGUGUGCUACCCAAAUGGUACUGGAUUCCAGUGCAGAUGUGAGGACCAGUAUCGUUGGUCAUAUAACAACUGUGUCACAUAUGGAUCCUGUGAUGACAUCACUGGUGAAACAUGUGGAUGUAUCAAUGCCAAUCCAGCUGAUGGACAGUACUGCCAGCCAUACACAAAACCUGUAACUCUUCUGGAGUACUUUGUGGAAGUUGAGGUCAAUGUCAAUGACUUAAAAGCCAUAGACGAACCGAAGAACCUUCUGAAAAACCUCAGUUUACCAUUCGCACUUAGUAGCAUGAUCAACAUCACUGAUCUCAACAUUACUACAGUUUGCUUCCCAAAUGGUACUGGAUUCCAGUGCAGAUGUGAGGACCAGUAUCGUUGGUCAUGUGACCAGUGUGUCUCUUUUGGGAAUUGUGAUGACAUCACAUCUGACACGUGUGGAUGUAUCAAUGCCAUUCCUCCAGAUGGACAGUACUGCCAGUCUGUUCACCACCAAAACUUUACAGCAUGUCCAACAACAACAGCCUCUCCUACAACAGUUCCAACAGUACCACCGACUCUCUAUGAGUACAUGAUUGAAAUUGAACUGAACACCACAGACGUUACAGUGAUAGAUCAACUGAGAGCCAUUCUGAGAAAUGCUAUUUACCCUGUCAGAAUCAAUAAUCUGAUACAAAUCACUGGUGUUAACAUGUCUACAGUUUGCUUCCCAAAUGGUACUGGAUUCCAGUGCAGAUGUGAGGACCAGUAUCGUUGGUCAUGUGACCAGUGUGUCUCUUAUGGGAAUUGUGAUGACAUCACAUCUGAAACGUGUGGAUGUAUCAAUGCCAUUCCUCCAGAUGGACAGUACUGCCAGUCGGUUCACCACCAAAACUUCACAGCAUGUCCAACAACAACAGCCUCUCCUACAACAACAACAAUCUCUCCUACAACAGAUCCAACAGUACCACCGACUCUCUAUGAGUACAUGAUUGAAAUUGAACUGAACACCACAGACGUUACAGUGAUAGAUCAACUGAGAGCCAUUCUGAGAAAUGCUAUUUACCCUGUCAGAAUCAAUAAUCUGACACAAAUCACUGGUGUUAACAUGUCUACAGUUUGCUUCCCAAAUGGUACUGGAUUCCAGUGCAGAUGUGAGGACCAGUAUCGUUGGUCAUGUGACCAGUGUGUCUCUUUUGGGAAUUGUGAUGACAUCACAUCUGACACGUGUGGAUGUAUCAAUGCCAUUCCUCCAGAUGGACAGUACUGCCAGUCUGUUCACCACCAAAACUUUACAGCAUGUCCAACAACAACAGCCUCUCCUACAACAGUUCCAACAGUACCACUGACUCUCUAUGAGUACAUGAUUGAAAUUGAACUGAACACCACAGACGUUACAGUGAUAGAUCAACUGAGAGCCAUUCUGAGAAAUGCUAUUUACCCUGUCAGAAUCAAUAAUCUGAUACAAAUCACAGGUGUUAACAUGUCUACAGUUUGCUUCCCAAAUGGUACUGGAUUCCAGUGCAGAUGUGAGGACCAGUAUCGUUGGUCAUGUGACCAGUGUGUCUCUUAUGGGAAUUGUGAUGACAUCACAUCUGAAACGUGUGGAUGUAUCAAUGCCAUUCCUCCAGAUGGACAGUACUGCCAGUCGGUUCACCACCAAAACUUUACAGCAUGUCCCACAACAACAGCCUCUCCUACAACAACAACAAUCUCUCCUACAACAGAUCCAACAGUACCACCGACUCUCUAUGAGUACAUGAUUGAAAUUGAACUGAACACCACAGACGUUACAGUGAUAGAUCAACUGAGAGCCAUUCUGAGAAAUGCUUUUACCCUACUUCAAUUUUGCUUCCCAAAUGGUACUGGAUUCCAGUGCAGAUGUGAGGACCAGUAUCGUUGGUCAUGUGACCAGUGUGUCUCUUUUGGGAAUUGUGAUGACAUCACAUCUGACACGUGUGGAUGUAUCAAUGCCAUUCCUCCAGAUGGACAGUACUGCCAGUCUGUUCACCACCAAAACUUUACAGCAUGUCCAACAACAACAGCCUCUCCUACAACAGUUCCAACAGUACCACUGACUCUCUAUGAGUACAUGAUUGAAAUUGAACUGAACACCACAGACGUUACAGUGAUAGAUCAACUGAGAGCCAUUCUGAGAAAUGCUAUUUACCCUGUCAGAAUCAAUAAUCUGAUACAAAUCACAGGUGUUAACAUGUCUACAGUUUGCUUCCCAAAUGGUACUGGAUUCCAGUGCAGAUGUGAGGACCAGUAUCGUUGGUCAUGUGACCAGUGUGUCUCUUAUGGGAAUUGUGAUGACAUCACAUCUGAAACGUGUGGAUGUAUCAAUGCCAUUCCUCCAGAUGGACAGUACUGCCAGUCGGUUCACCACCAAAACUUUACAGCAUGUCCCACAACAACAGCCUCUCCUACAACAACAACAAUCUCUCCUACAACAGAUCCAACAGUACCACCGACUCUCUAUGAGUACAUGAUUGAAAUUGAACUGAACACCACAGACGUUACAGUGAUAGAUCAACUGAGAGCCAUUCUGAGAAAUGCUAUUUACCCUGUCAGAAUCAAUAAUCUGACACAAAUCACUGGUGUUAACAUGUCUACAGUUUGCUUCCCAAAUGGUACUGGAUUCCAGUGCAGAUGUGAGGACCAGUAUCGUUGGUCAUGUGACCAGUGUGUCUCUUUUGGGAAUUGUGAUGACAUCACAUCUGACACGUGUGGAUGUAUCAAUGCCAUUCCUCCAGAUGGACAGUACUGCCAGUCUGUUCACCACCAAAACUUUACAGCAUGUCCAACAACAACAGCCUCUCCUACAACAGUUCCAACAGUACCACUGACUCUCUAUGAGUACAUGAUUGAAAUUGAACUGAACACCACAGACGUUACAGUGAUAGAUCAACUGAGAGCCAUUCUGAGAAAUGCUAUUUACCCUGUCAGAAUCAAUAAUCUGAUACAAAUCACAGGUGUUAACAUGUCUACAGUUUGCUUCCCAAAUGGUACUGGAUUCCAGUGCAGAUGUGAGGACCAGUAUCGUUGGUCAUGUGACCAGUGUGUCUCUUAUGGGAAAUGUGAUGACAUCACAUCUGACACGUGUGGAUGUAUCAAUGCCAUUCCUCCAGAUGGACAGUACUGCCAGUCUGUUCACCACCAAAACUUUACAGCAUGUCCCACAACAACAGCCUCUCCUACAACAACAACAAUCUCUCCUACAACAGUUACAACAGUACCACCGACUCUCUAUGAGUACAUGAUUGAAAUUGAACUGAACACCACAGACGUUACAGUGAUAGAUCAACUGAGAGCCAUUCUGAGAAAUGCUAUUUACCCUGUCAGAAUCAAUAAUCUGAUACAAAUCACUGGUGUUAACAUGUCUACAGUUUGCUUCCCAAAUGGUACUGGAUUCCAGUGCAGAUGUGAGGACCAGUAUCGUUGGUCAUGUGACCAGUGUGUCUCUUAUGGGAAAUGUGAUGACAUCACAUCUGACACGUGUGGAUGUAUCAAUGCCAUUCCUCCAGAUGGACAGUACUGCCAGUCUGUUCACCACCAAAACUUCACAGCAUGUCCAACAACAACAGCCUCUCCUACAACAGACUCUACAUCACCUGAGGCCAGCACUACAGAACAAAUUACUACAGUUGAUAACACAACACAACUGAUCACAGUUACCAACUCUACAACACCUGAGGCCAGCACUACAGAACAAAUAACUACAGUUGAUAACACAACACAACUGAUCACAGUUACCAUUCCAACAGUACCACUGACUCUCUAUGAGUACAUGAUUGAAAUUGAACUGAACACCACAGACGUUACAGUGAUAGAUCAACUGAGAGCCAUUCUGAGAAAUGCUAUUUACCCUGUCAGAAUCAAUAAUCUGACACAAAUCACUGGUGUUAACAUGUCUACAGUUUGCUUCUCAAAUGGUACUGGAUUCCAGUGCAGAUGUGAGGACCAGUAUCGUUGGUCAUGUGACCAGUGUGUCUCUUAUGGGAAAUGUGAUGACAUCACAUCUGACACGUGUGGAUGUAUCAAUGCCAUUCCUCCAGAUGGACAGUACUGCCAGUCUGUUCACCACCAAAACUUCACAGCAUGUCCAACAACAACAGCCUCUCCUACAACAGACUCUACAACACCUGAGGCCAGCACUACAGAACAAAUUACUACAGUUGAUAACACAACACAACUGAUCACAGUUACCAACUCUACAACACCUGUGGCUAGCACUACAGAACAAAUAACUACAGUUAAUAACACAACACAACUGAUCACAGUUACCAUUCCAACAGUACCACUGACUCUCUAUGAGUACAUGAUUGAAAUUGAACUGAACACCACAGACGUUACAGUGAUAGAUCAACUGAGAGCCAUUCUGAGAAAUGCUAUUUACCCUGUCAGAAUCAAUAAUCUGAUACAAAUCACUGGUGUUAACAUGUCUACAGUUUGCUUCCCAAAUGGUACUGGAUUCCAGUGCAGAUGUGAGGACCAGUAUCGUUGGUCAUGUGACCAGUGUGUCUCUUAUGGGAAAUGUGAUGACAUCACAUCUGACACGUGUGGAUGUAUCAAUGCCAUUCCUCCAGAUGGACAGUACUGCCAGUCUGUUCACCACCAAAACUUCACAGCAUGUCCAACAACAACAGCCUCUCCUACAACAGACUCUACAACACCUGAGGCCAGCACUACAGAACAAAUUACUACAGUUGAUAACACAACCCAACUGAUCACAGCUACCAACUCUACAACACCUGAGGCCAGCACUACAGAACAAAUAACUACAGUUGAUAACACAACACAACUGAUCACAGUUACCAACUCUACAACACCCGAGGACAGCACUACAGAACAAAUUACUACAGCUGACCCCACAACACAACUGACCACAGUUACCAACUCUACAACACCCGAGGACAGCACUACAGAACAAAUUACUACAGCUGACCCCACAACACAACUGCCCACAGUUACCAACUCUACAACACCUGAGGUCAGCACUACAGAACAAAUAACUACAGUUGAUAACACAACACAACUGAUCACAGUUACCAACUCUACAACACCUGAGGACGGCACUACAGAACAAAUAACCACAGUUGAUAACACAACACAACUGAUCACAGUUACCAACUCUACAACACCCGAGGACAGCACUACAGAACAAAUUACUACAGCUGACCCCACAACACAACUGCCCACAGUUACCAACUCUACAACACCUGAGGCCAGCGCUACAGAACAAAUAACUACAGUUGAUAACACAACACAACUGAUCACAGUUACCAACUCUACAACACCUGAGGCCAGCACUAAAGAACAAAUAACCACAGUUGAUAACACAACACAACUGAUCACAGUUACCAAGGCCAGCACUACAGAACAAAGUACUACACCUGAUCCCACAACACAACUGACCACAGUUACCAACUCUACAACACCCGAGGCCAGCACUAAAGAACAAAUAACCACAGUUGAUAACACAACACAACUGAUCACAGUUACCAAGGCCAGCACUACAGAACAAAGUACUACACCUGAUCCCACAACACAACUGACCACAGUUACCAACUCUACAACACCCGAGGCCAGCACUAAAGAACAAAUAACCACAGUUGAUAACACAACACAACUGAUCACAGUUACCAAGGCCAGCACUACAGAACAAAGUACUACACUUGAUCCCACAACACAACUGACCACAGUUACCAACUCUACAACACCCGAGGCCAGCACUAAAGAACAAAUAACCACAGUUGAUAACACAACACAACUGAUCACAGUUACCAAGGCCAGCACUACAGAACAAAGUACUACACUUGAUCCCACAACACAACUGACCACAGUUACCAACUCUACAACACCCGAGGCCAGCACUACAGAACAAAUAACUACAGUUGAUAACACAACACAACUGAUCACAGUUACCAAAUCUACUACACCUGAGGCCAGCACUAGAGAACAAAUAACUACAGUUGAUAACACAACACAACUGACCACAGUUACCAACUCUACGACACCUGAGGCCAGCACUACAGAACAAAUGACCAAAGUUACCAACUCUACAACAACUCCCCCCACAACAGGACAAAGUACUACAGCUGACCCCACAACACAACUGACCACAGUUACCAACUUUACUACACCUGCAGCUACAACAAAUCAGACCACUACAGUUGACCCCACAACACAACCGACCACAGACACUGGAACUACAGUAACUACUGAACCACCACUAGCAACUACAAAAACGACACCACCAACAACAAUACCACCAACAACAACAAUACCACCAACAACAACAAUACCACCACCACCAACAACACCACCACCAACUACAAAACCAGCUGAUAUUCUGUUGCUGGCGAUGUCCUUCAAAAUGAAUGAAGAGUUCACCAACGAACUAAAUGAUAAAAAUAGUGUCAAAUACCAAAAGUACAAAGGCGAUAUUGAACCAGUUAUCCAGGCCCAGUAUAGGAAGAACAUGCCAGGGUUUAUUUCAGCAACAUUGACAAGUUUCAGCCGUGGAAGUGUUAUAGCCAACUUUGAUGUUAGGACCACAGCUGCAGAUCCCACUGCAAUUAACAAAGCUAAUGCUGGACUUGCAACAUCACUUCCAGCUUUGUAUCAAGUUGAUAUUAGCUCUUUCAAUAUUAUUUAUAGCAGUAGCACAGUAUUAAGGUAUAAACCAACUACCAUUUACACUGAUGGCACCAUGACUCUGGAGUGUGGACCACCUCCUGAUACUGUAAAGAUGGGUACUAUUAAAAGCGUUGAGUGGAAACGAAAGGGAAGAGUUUUAACAUCGACUGGAAGGUUCACCAUCAAUACAGAUGAUUUUGCAUCAAAAAAGACAACACUUGGUAUCAAAAAUGUAAUUGCUGAUGAUAAAGGGGAAUAUGAAUGCACUCUGAAGAGUGACGAAAUCUAUUUCUACCAAAGGGGUCAAAUUGACAUCAAAGAUGCUCCCAUUAUUCAAACGAAGACAGAAAUCAAUACCCAUUGUUCGGCGGGGAAUAGUCAGCCAUUGGAGUGUUGUGUGCAGACUCCCUAUAAACUAAUGUGGAAAGAAGGCGAUGUAGAAUUGCCCACAAAUGAGACUCCUGACAAUUGCAUUAAAUAUAACUAUCAAAUUCAAAACUGUGAUGUAUCAUCCAAAGUUGUCACAUUAACAUGCCAAGUGAAAGACCCAACAGGAUAUGAAAAGACUACAAAAUUGACUAUUUUCGUAGGAGAUAUAAUUUGCUACGAUCAGGAAUAUGGUAGUGGCCAAGAGAAAGACACAUCAGUGGCACUAUGUAAGAAAGGUGAGGAUGGAAGAAAGACAGCGAUUUGUAAAAGUGGACAUUGGAUACCUCAGACUGACACUUGUGUCUUGACUGCAAUCAAUGAGCUACUGAUCUCAUCUCAGGACUUGAAAGAGGCAACAGUUGAAGAAUUUUUAACAAAACUUAAUAAUACCGCUGUUGAUCUAAAAGAGAAAAUCGUUAGUUCAAGUGCAACUAUUUCGACCAUUGUUGAUAUUCUGAGAAUUGUUGCAAGCGUUUCAAAGAAUAUCAGCCAGUCUGAGAUAAAGAACAUUCUAGAAACAGUGAAUGUCCUAGUUUCUGAUGAAGCAAAAGAAUCCUGGGUCUUUCUCAAUGCCGACCAAAAUAAGAACACCAGCUCUAGUUUACUGGGCUCCAUGGAAUUUUUUGCAGGUUCUCUCCCAACGACGUCCUUUAAUGUGACAACAAAUCUAAUUCAGUUAAACCAAGACACAUUUGACAACUCAUUCAGCACAAACUUAAGUUCAAGUGUGUUAAUAGAGAUUCCAGAGACUAAUUCCAAUCACCUCACCAUCACCACUCUAACGUUCCGCACCCUCAGAAAUGUGUUACCUGCCAGGAAUGGCAGCAACCAAAGUGCCAAUGACAACACCAUCAAUGGUGUUGUAGUGAUGGUGAAGUUGAAUGGAACGACUAAAAAUGUCUCAUUGAGCUUCGACAAGUUGAACAAGUCGCUCACAUUCAAUCCUCAGUGUGUUUUCUGGAACUUCAGCCUUUUUAACAGCCUUGGAGGAUGGGAUGACACAGGAUGUAAACUGAAGUCUAAUGAGAAGGGCAAGGUCACCUGUCACUGUAACCAUCUGACCUCCUUCUCCAUUUUGAUGUCAACUUCCAUUCCGAAAGAGAUUCAAGAUGCUUUGGAUAUAAUCACUUAUGUUGGAGUUGGCAUAUCGAUGGGUAGCUUAGUCAUUUGUCUCAUCAUUGAGGCUUGUGUAUGGAAGGCCAUGACCAGAAACAACACCUCUUACAUGCGCCAUGUCUCCAUUGUGAACAUCGCUGUGUCUCUCCUGAUUGCCGACAUUUGGUUCAUUAUUGGUGCAUCAAUAUCAAAAAAUACCCUUGAAAACCCAGGCGAAGACACCACAACACCUAUACCGGCAUGUACUGCAGCUACGUUUUUCAUUCACUUUUUCUACCUUGCUCUGUUCUUUUGGAUGCUGAUCUCAGGCCUUCUCCUUUUCUACCGGACCAUCUUGGUUUUCUCCCAUAUGUCAAAAUCAACUAUGCUGGCUAUUGGCUUCUCAGUAGGCUAUGGGGCACCUCUUAUCAUUGCUGUUGUUACUGUGGCAGCAACAGCUCCUAGUGGUGGAUACAUCAAGGAAAACCAGGCAUGUUGGCUCAACUGGGACAAGACAAUGGCUCUCCUUGCUUUUGUGAUCCCUGCCCUGACCAUAGUGGUCAUCAACUUUUUGAUCCUGAUUGUGGUUCUGUACAAAAUGCUGAGGAGAGGGGUGGGGGAUGCUACCCAGCCAGAUGAGAGAAAUGCUGUUGUGGUCAUUGCCAGGUGUCUGGCCAUUCUGACUCCAUUCUUUGGCCUUACCUGGGGACUGGGAGUAGGAACCAUGGUUGAUCCAACAAAUAAGGGAAUCCAUGUUGUAUUUGCCCUCUUCAAUUCACUACAGGGUUUCUUUGUUUUGGUGUUUGGAACACUUUUAGACGGCAAGAUCCGGUCAGCUAUAGUAGGAACGUUCUCUUCCAUCCUCCCAGGCUCUGACCGUACGAGGAGUACUAGUGGUGGCGCGGCAACAUCAUCAACCAGUGCAUUAAACUUCAUCCGAAGAAGGAUAAGGAGGAAUGUCUACAAUGUUUCGGAAGUUGCAAAUUCUUCCAACAGCACUGGUGCUACAGAGUCUUUCAUCAACACCUAAAAGUACCCAAUGGUCAUACUUGAGUUAAAGUAUAGAUACCUUAAUAUGAAGUUACUGAAGUAAAAGUCACUCAGUGAAAAACUAUUUGAGUAAAUUGAUUUGUUUUUAAAUAUACUUAAGUAUCAAAAGUAAAUGUAAUUUAUAAAAAAUACUUACGUAAGUAUCAAAA
Molecule: messenger RNA, 9883 nt
Organism: Oncorhynchus tshawytscha (Chinook salmon)
Lineage: Eukaryota; Metazoa; Chordata; Actinopteri; Salmoniformes; Salmonidae
Exons: 79
Coding region: 238-9714 (3158 amino acids)
Biological process (GO): cell surface receptor signaling pathway; G protein-coupled receptor signaling pathway
Cellular component (GO): membrane
Molecular function (GO): G protein-coupled receptor activity
Source: RefSeq, a predicted model, not a curated record